ACUACUACUACUACUACUACUACUCAAGCUUUGAACUGGGGUAAUGAUAGUAGUAUCUCUUAUUCCAGAAAAGCAGACUUGCCGCGGCAACAACAACAACGGCGACGAAUGGAUGACGAUUGGCGAAGGCGGGAUGAAGAACAGUUAGAAGUUGUCGUUGGAGAUCCAAACAGUCCCUACAUCCACGAAAUGCAACCAAAUCCAUACUUUUAUCAGCAACCAAUGGGCGGAUACAUGCCAAUUUCGUCUGCGUUGCCGCAAGCAUAUGGAGUGCCGCUACAGCCUAUUCCUAUGUCAGCAUCAUCAGCCGAAGGAGGCAGCGUUUACAACGGUGAUGCGAGUGACUCUUCACAACAGCAGCAGCCAUAUGGGCCUCCAGCAUAUGAAGCAAAUGGUAUGGUUUACUACGGCACGGAUCCCUCUGCUGCUAUGUAUCCUUAUUGUUACUAUCCACCACAAGCUACGAUGCCAGUACCGCCGAUGAUGACUCAGCAACACCAGCAGCAGCUACAACAUUUACAGCACGGUGGCAUGGUGGUAGUAGAUGACGCUGAUGAUGAUGAAGAAGAAGCUGAAAAAGGCUGGGGUGCCACACCAGAAUAUAUUUAUGAAGAAUGGCAUCCUGCUAACCAAACCACCUCUAAUGCACAACAAUCUCACCAGCAUUAUCACCACAACAAUCAACAUUCUCUCUCACAUCAACAGCAACAACCCGUCAAUGCAUUUUACUAUUACCCUAGCUCAUCCACAACAUAUUAUGCUUCUUAACCUCCUCGUCCUUCCUCUUUCCUUCUUUUCGGUUCCUUGCUCCGUUAUAUUCCCUACUGCUGUUACU
This is a messenger RNA of Zychaea mexicana, 835 nucleotides long. RefSeq lists its product as uncharacterized. Bases 109 to 768 code for a protein of 219 amino acids. The record is from RefSeq and is a predicted model, not a curated record. Lineage: Eukaryota; Fungi; Mucoromycota; Mucoromycetes; Mucorales; Lichtheimiaceae. The transcript has a single exon.